Molecule: messenger RNA, 852 nt
Organism: Parastagonospora nodorum SN15
Lineage: Eukaryota; Fungi; Ascomycota; Dothideomycetes; Pleosporales; Phaeosphaeriaceae
Exons: 3
Coding region: 1-852 (283 amino acids)
Source: RefSeq, a predicted model, not a curated record
AUGAAAAUAUCUUGGACCGCCCCCCUGCUGCUCUACGUGGAGAAAGAUCACGCAUUAAGCGACGAUUUUGACGAGGCUAGAGUCAAAAGCAUUUUCGAAAGCAACAUAAUCCCAAUCAAUACUAGUCUCACCGAGCAACUGGACCACACACCUGAAUUCGCAACCCUAUUUACGCCGUCCAUUUUCGACUGGAAAACGAUUUUGGCAGCUGGCGAGGCAGUUUUCAAAGACGCACAGUACAUGACAAGAGCAGCACCAUCUCGGCAAGCAGCAUGCUACGGAUUUGGAUUCUUGCAAUGCAGAAACCUCGGGCGCUCCCUGUCUGAAUGUAACGACCAUGAUCCAGAGAGUUUAGUGCUUCUCUUCGAAUACGAAAAAGAGUAUCUUUACGUCUGGCUAGUGUGGGUGUCAUUUGAACUCGAGGUUCAUUCUGCGGAACAUGAGAAGAUUUGUAAAGAUUGUGGAGAAGAAUUUCGUGAAGCAAUCGGCGAAGCAGCAUACCAGGAACGCAUCAACAAAUUUGUGCAAGACUUCCUUGUUCAACAUGUACUGCCGGAACAUAAGCGCGAACACAUACGAGCCAUCAUUAUUGCAGGCGAGGCAUCAGCGGCAGCUGUGAAAGAGCUUGGUGAUGCGGCCCUUGAAGUAGUAGGAACUGAAGAAGUUAAGCUACUGACAGACUUCGAACCGUCAGAAGUUGUCGCUCACGGAGCUGCUGUCUUCUCUCGUUUGACACAAGAGCACCCGGAACAUUUUGGUACAACGACUGGGAAUAUAAUACCAGAUGACAAAGAAUGGGCCGAAAUGCAGGCGCGCAUAGAACGGGAGAAUGAAGGGCACAGUGAGCUAUGA